This is a messenger RNA of Cynoglossus semilaevis (tongue sole), 3787 nucleotides long. It is a transcript of the gene tlk2, whose product is annotated as tousled-like kinase 2. The transcript has 20 exons. Gene Ontology annotation, biological process: peptidyl-serine phosphorylation; intracellular signal transduction; chromosome segregation. NCBI's taxonomy places the organism in Eukaryota, Metazoa, Chordata, Actinopteri, Pleuronectiformes, Cynoglossidae. Gene Ontology annotation, molecular function: ATP binding; protein serine/threonine kinase activity. The record is from RefSeq and is a predicted model, not a curated record. Gene Ontology annotation, cellular component: nucleus; perinuclear region of cytoplasm. Bases 710 to 2710 code for a protein of 666 amino acids.
AUUGGUCCGAACAAUGAUUUGGGGGCAGGCUGAAGUGAAGAAGGUGAAAAUUCUUAAGCAAUCUCACGAGAAAAUGUGUGAUUUUCCUGAUUAUUGUUUACAUUGCAAAAACAUGAGAACAGAACCGAAUUGAUCCAGUUUCAACUGAAACGGAUUGCAAAAGCACAACUUCCGAAACGGGAUUGGUUUUAUUGCCCUGCAGCAUUUGGACUCGAACUUUGUUUAUGAUCGACCUGGAAAAAGCCAGGACCCGAAAUCUAUCUCACCACCGGGGGAGAAAAGAAAGGGUAAGGGGGGUAACUAUAUACCACUGACUUAAAUGCAUCAUUAAUACCUGGUGGAAAAGACGCAGAAUCUUGGGGGUCGCCAUUGUGUGGAAGGACGAGAUACAUUGAAGUCACCACGGAAUGGUCCUUAGAAAGAGGGAGAUGUGAUGGGGAUCCCCGUCUAAGGAAAGAACGGAAAGGCGGGUUUGGGAUACCCGGAGCUGUCGCUUAAGGCCUCCGUGGGAACCCUCCGCGUAGUCUCUUCGAACUACGCCGCACGUAAGUGCGUCUUCGACUGGAACAAUCGGCAACGCGAGGGUCGAGGCUGUAGUUACGGCCUUAGCCUGGGAGGGUCUGCCAAGCGCUGGUCAGACAACGGGGACGGUUAUUUGGAUGAUCAGGAGCCCCUUAGGAGGACGGAGAGAUAUUUUAAAAAUAGCACCAUGAUGGAAGAACUGCACAGCCUGGACCCCCGACGGCAGGAGCUGCUGGAGGCUCGCUUCACCGGAAUUGGUGUGGCUAAGGGUUCAGGUCAGAAUCAAAAUGAGUCAUCCAAUCAGAGUCUAUGCAGCGUGGGCUCACUGAGUGACAAGGAGCUAGAGACACCUGAAAAGAAAGCGAAUGACCAGAGGGUGAGGAAACGGAAAGCAGAUCACUUUGACAGCAGCCAAGGCAAAGCAGGGGGAAGGGGUCAUAAAAUUAGUGAUUAUUUUGAGGUGCAACAAGGAAGUCCCUCCUCCAUCAGUUCAGCCAACACAGAGCACUCAUCGUGUUCACUGAAGCCAACUUCUCUAUACAUGCUCCACAAAGCGACACAGUCGGAUCUCACCAUAGAAAAACUAACGGCAAUGGAGAACAAUAAAAACUCUGACCUGGAGAAGAAGGAGGGCCGCAUUGAUGAUUUACUUCGGGCUAACUGUGAUCUAAGGAGACAGAUAGAUGAACAGCAGAGGAUGCUGGAGCGAUACAAGGAACGGCUAAACAAGUGUGUGACCAUGUCUAAGAAGCUGCUGAUUGAAAAAUCCAAACAAGAGAAGAUGGCAUGUCGGGACAAAAGCAUGCAGGACAGACUGCGGUUGGGCCACUUCACCACAGUGAGACAUGGAGCGUCCUUCACUGAGCAGUGGACAGAUGGAUAUGCCUUCCAAAACUUAAUCAAGCAACAGGAAAGGAUCAACUCCCAGCGAGAGGACAUUGAACGGCAGAGGAAGUUAUUGGCCAAGCGUAAGCCGCCCUCUAUGGCCCAGACUCCACCCCCGAGCCUGGAGCAAAACAAACGUAAAAGCAAGACCAAUGGAACAGAAAGUGAAGCAUUAUCACAGGCGGAGUACCACGAGCAGGAGGAAAUCUUCAAGCUAAGACUAGGUCAUCUUAAGAAGGAGGAGGCGGAAAUCCAGGCAGAGCUGGAGAGGUUGGAGCGAGUGCGAAAUCUACACAUCCGUGAACUGAAAAGGAUCCAUAAUGAGGAUAAUUCCCAAUUCAAAGAUCACCCUACGCUAAAUGACCGAUAUCUACUUCUCCAUUUACUGGGACGAGGAGGUUUCAGUGAAGUUUAUAAGGCCUUCGACCUCACGGAGCAGAGGUAUGUUGCAGUCAAAAUCCACCAGUUAAACAAGAACUGGAGGGACGAGAAGAAAGAAAACUAUCACAAGCAUGCAUGUCGAGAAUAUAGAAUCCAUAAAGAGCUGGACCACCCAAGAAUAGUUAAACUCUACGACUACUUUUCACUUGAUACCGACUCGUUCUGCACCGUCUUGGAAUACUGCGAGGGAAAUGACCUGGACUUUUACCUGAAACAGCACAAGCUCAUGUCGGAGAAGGAGGGACGUUCCAUUAUCAUGCAGAUAGUCAACGCCCUCAAGUACCUCAACGAGAUCAGACCACCCAUCAUUCACUAUGACCUUAAACCCGGCAACAUCCUCCUGGUGAACGGCACAGCAUGUGGGGAGAUCAAGAUCACAGAUUUCGGCCUGUCGAAAAUCAUGGAUGACGACAGCUACAACUCGGUGGACGGGAUGGAACUGACAUCGCAGGGAGCAGGGACGUACUGGUAUCUUCCACCCGAGUGCUUUGUGGUCGGGAAAGAACCUCCCAAGAUCUCCAACAAGGUGGAUGUGUGGUCUGUCGGGGUCAUUUUCUACCAGUGUUUGUACGGCCGAAAGCCCUUUGGUCAUAACCAGUCCCAGCAGGACAUCCUGCAGGAAAACACCAUACUAAAAGCCACAGAUGUGCAGUUUCCUCCUAAACCUGUAGUCACACCUGAAGCUAAGGCCUUUAUAAGGCGCUGUUUAGUCUAUCGGAAGGAGGACCGCAUCGACGUGCAUCAGUUGGCCAGCGAUCCUUUUCUUAUGCCACACAUCCGCAAGUCAGUGGCCUCCUCUGGCACCUCGGGCAUGGCUGUGGCGUCUACAUCCAGCUCCUCCAACAGCAGCGCCUCGAAUUGAACUGAAUGACUGAACCGUUUGAAAGAGUUGGACGGGCGGGUGCUACACCACGACCCAAGCAGCAUCCCACCUUCCCAGGAAGUGUCCAAAAGGAGAGGUCAGAUGACAGCAGGGUGUUGCGUGAGAAGUCGUGUCACUCUUCAUCAAGCUCAUCUUCACCCACCCCUACCUUCCUGUCCUCCUUUUGCCAAAAGGGGUGGCACCGUUCUGGGGGUCAAAGCCCUGGACGACUCACACCGUGAGGGGCAAGGAUUGGCACUAUGUUGGUUAGAAGUGGGGUUCAGUGUUUUGGAUUUUUCUUUUCUGCUUAAAAAAGAGGGGGGGAAAAAAGUAUAGAACUGCUUCAGCUCAGCCACAUGGAAAGGUCUGGGGAAGACCUCGCAUCCAUACGCUCUCAAAACACACACACACACACACACACACACACCUACCUGCAUGAGCCAUGCUGGACAGAGGCCGUCUGAACUCCCCAGGUGCAAUUUAAUUGUUCGAGCUCAUCUUCUUGAAUCUAACUGCAAGAACCAGUCUGACCCCGUUGUUAUCAUGAACUCUAAAUAUAUAUGGCUGUCUCAUCCAGCUCACAGUUUCCAGGGUCCUGCGGCCCUAUGUUCAGUUCCAGGCCCAGAUAGUUUUUUUUUUGAUGAGGAGCGACCGAAGCUGUUGUGUUCUCUUCAGCCCUCCUCCCAUUUCCCCGUUAAACUCCUGUGACCAAAGCUUUUAACUUCCAGCUGGUGGCAGUGUUCCACCUCAGUUUUUAUAAGGAAUGGUUUUAGAAGCGUGUUAACCUGAAAUGAAGUGGAAGAUGGCGGGGAUCACCCCUCUCCCCCCACUUACAUUUGACAUUUCAAAUUAACCAGUUUUACUGAGAAAACUGAUGUUUUUCAAGUUGCCUUUAAUUAGAAGUCUGAUUAUGAUUGUCAACCCCUUACCACGAACAUAUUUAUUUAGGUAUGUUUUGAAUUUAUUUUGGCCAAUAAAAUGCAAGGGACUGGUUUACCUACCUAAUAUUACUGGGGGGAGGGAUCGGGCCUUAGCAGACAGUUGCAUAAACCAUUAAAUACUAUUGUUUAAAAUGUG